AAAGGUCAUUGUCUCGCUGAUAUGAUAAUAAAGAUUAGAAAAAUGAAAAUCGAAUCAAAAAUGUGUGCGAUCGCGUGAUUUAUAAAAAAAUUAGAAGUAAUUUAUUGAUUGGUAGCAAGUGAAACGGGGAAAAGUGUGAUCGAAAGAUAAGAGAUUGCGAAACCAACUUGAACAAUCGCGCCGUGAAGGCAAAAGUCGAGAUUCUCGUUAGUCAUCUGCAUAUCAUCAUCAUGAAAAAUGUAUUUCUCGAAGCAAAUCAUGUAAGUUGAGGAUAUUUUGUGAUCGGUCCGUGUUCACGAUGGUUUCGAAACGCGACACUUUUUAUUGCAUCUUGUGCUGUUACAUUGUGCACGCAGUAAACGGCUUGUAUCCGGUGGUACUAGUACCGGGAGAUGGAGGAAGUCAAAUGGAAGCUAAGCUGGAUAAACCCGCUGUUGUGCAUUAUGUGUGUGAUAAAAAAACGACGGAUUAUUUUUCCUUGUGGUUGAAUAUGGAGCUUCUUGUACCCGUAGUAAUCGAUUGUCUGAUUGAUAACAUGAAGUUAACUUACAACAAUGAAACUCGAACGACCAGUAAUUCGCCCGGAGUGUCUGUACGAAUUCCAGCGUUUGGAAAUUCAACGACUGUGGAAUAUAUCGAUCCUAGCAGAGCAUCUGCCGGAUCUUAUUUCAAAGAUAUAGCGAAUAUGUUGGUGAAUAUGGGAUACGAAAGGAAUACUACUCUGCGAGGAGCACCGUACGAUUUUCGUAAAGGACCUAACGAGCAAUCCGAGUACUUCGAAGCUUUGAAAAAUUUAAUCGUAGAAACGUACGAAUUAAACGGACAGAAGCCAGUAAUACUGAUCGUUCAUAGUUUGGGCGGAUUAAUGACAUUAGCCAUGUUACAUAAGCAAGACCAGAAGUGGAAAGAUAAAUACAUCAAACUCCUCGUUUCUUUAGCUGGUGCUUGGGGUGGCUCUACGAAGGCUGUGAAAGUAUUUGCCAUCGGGGACGAUUUAGGCGUUUACGUUUUGCAAGGUAGUGUUUUACGUGCCGAACAAAUAACCUCGCCGUCGUUAGCGUGGCUACUGCCGUCGCCUUAUUUAUGGAAACCGGAUGAAGUAUUCGUGGAAACAGACUCGAAAAAUUACUCCUUGAAUAAUUUGCAAGAAUUUUUCAACGAUAUUAAUUACCCGGUUGGUUGGGAAAUGUAUAAGGACGUUCAUCCUUUUAUUGAUAAUUUCGAAGCUCCGGGCGUCGAGGUACAUUGCUUAUACGGAUAUGGUAUUCCGACAGUUGAAAAGUUGGUGUACGCGAAAGGAAAAUUUCCGAAUGGCUCUCCUAGUCUGAUGUCGGGAGACGGUGACGGUACGGUGAACAAACGAAGUUUGCGCGCUUGUACCUAUUGGACCGGUUUGCAGAAACAACGGAUCUACGAGGUAGGCUUUCCGGGCGUUGAUCAUAUGGCUGUUCUUCGAAGUGUCAAUACGAUAGAAUACAUAAAACAGCUGGUAGAAAGGCUGAAAUGAAACGGAUUCUCAAAAUUGUACUCUUAGUGUAAUAAUUUAUAAAAAUCUAUUCGUCAUGUUUGUUUUAUAAUUAGUAGCUCAAGUAUUAUUUAAUUUUUUUUAUUGCGUAGCGAGUACGCGUUGUGAUUGUUCAUUUUUAUUUAUAUACGUAUCAAUAAUAAAUUCGAGUAUUUAUUUCGUUAAA
Messenger RNA from Planococcus citri (citrus mealybug), 1691 nucleotides. RefSeq names its product phospholipase A2 group XV-like. The coding region runs from base 299 to 1507 and encodes 402 amino acids. The record is from RefSeq and is a predicted model, not a curated record. Gene Ontology annotation, biological process: lipid metabolic process. The transcript is spliced from 7 exons. Lineage: Eukaryota; Metazoa; Arthropoda; Insecta; Hemiptera; Pseudococcidae.